Molecule: messenger RNA, 1606 nt
Organism: Myotis davidii
Lineage: Eukaryota; Metazoa; Chordata; Mammalia; Chiroptera; Vespertilionidae
Gene: PDGFA
Product: platelet derived growth factor subunit A
Exons: 7
Coding region: 1-564 (187 amino acids)
Biological process (GO): positive regulation of protein autophosphorylation; positive regulation of cell population proliferation; platelet-derived growth factor receptor signaling pathway
Cellular component (GO): membrane
Molecular function (GO): growth factor activity; platelet-derived growth factor receptor binding
Source: RefSeq, a predicted model, not a curated record
AUGACUCUCCAGCCCCCCGUCCGGCUGGCGCACAGUCAGAUCCACAGCAUCCGGGACCUCCAGCGACUCCUGGAGAUAGACUCCGUAGGGGCCGAGGAUGCUCUGGAAAGCAGCCUGAGGGCCCACGGGGGCCGCGCCCCCAAGCACACGCCCGAGAAGCGGCCUGUGCCCGUGCGGAGGAAGAGAAGCAUCGAGGAAGCCGUCCCCGCCGUCUGCAAGACCAGGACGGUCAUUUAUGAGAUACCUCGGAGCCAGGUGGACCCCACGUCCGCCAACUUCCUGAUCUGGCCCCCGUGCGUGGAGGUGAAACGCUGCACCGGCUGCUGCAACACCAGCAGCGUCAAGUGCCAGCCGUCACGCGUGCACCACCGCAGCGUCAAGGUGGCCAAGGUGGAGUACAUCAGGAAGAAGCCAAAGUUAAAAGAAGUGCAGGUGCGACUGGAGGAGCACCUGGAGUGCACCUGCACGCCCACCGGCCCGAGCCCCGACUUCCGCGAGGAGGAGACAGGAAGGCGUAGGGAGUCAGGUAAAAAGCGGAAAAGAAAAAGGUUAAAACCCACCUAACGAGCCAACCAGAUGUGAGGUGAGGAUAAGCUAGCGGCCCUUUCCCGGGACACGGAUGUACAUGGCGUGUUACAUUCCUGAACCUACUAUGUACGGUGCUUACUGCCAGCGUGCGGUCUUUGUUCUCCUCCGUGAAAAACUGUCUCCACGCGCACCCUGGAGAACAAAGAGACAGUGUACGUCUGUUUAACGUGACAUCAAAGCGAGUAUUGUGGCGCUGGGCGAGCCGCUCAGAGCUUCCUUGUCCAGAACAGCGCGCAGAACCGAGCGGCUCCGACACGCUUCCCCCGCCGCGGGGAUGGAGGGCGCCUGGGACGGCAGCGACGGACGCCACGCGGAUGGACUUCUGUCCGGGUCACAGGUGCUUUGCCAAGGACACGGUGGACCCGCUCUUGGCGAGGACAGGCCGGCGCCGCGGCCGCCGGGGCACAGGAGCCUCUCGGAGCCGCCGCGGCCGUAGGAGCCGCAUCUCCUUGCUGUAGUGUUUAAGUCUAUACCGAACCUUUCUGAGAGCCUUAAGUGGGUUUUUUUUUACACCAUAAAGUGAUUAUUAAGCUUUCCUUUUUACUCUUUGCCUAGCUUUUUUUUUUUUUUUUAAAUUAUCUCUUGGAUGACAUUGACACCGGUAACACCAGGCUGCUGUAACUGCCGGGACAGCGAGACGGUACCUUUCCCAGCAGGAUGCGAGCGAACGCGAUGUAUUAAAUAAACAUGGUAUACCCGCCUACGAGCAUUUCCUAGAUGUUUCUGGCUGCACGUGCUUCCCCUGGCCCCACCUCGUUUUGCUUUUUAAUUUAAGCCACACUGAGAGAACCAUGCGUGAAUCAAUCAGCCGCCACCUGCCCGCCCCCAGCGCUCCCCGCUCCUGCGGGCGUGGCCGGGGAGGCGGCUCCCGCUGCCCCUGUCAGGACACAACCCAAAUUCUUUAUUUUUGGUAAGAUGUUACGCUUCCGUGUACUCAAGAGAAACGUGUGUGUGUUGCUUUUCGUUUUUGUUUGUAAAGGUCAUGUUUGUAUUUUUAUCUAAUAUUACCAGUUUUAUA